ACCCUGUUUUAACAUCAGUAAAACAAUUUUUUUUUUAAAAAGUCCCCUAGAAAUGGUCAUCAGCGGCGAUGUAAACGGCUGCGUCGGAGACACGUGGCCGGAGAACCACCAGCUGGCGGCGGAGGUGCCGAAGAAGCGGACCGGAAGAAAGGUGUUCAGGGAGACGCGCCACCCGGUGUACAGGGGCGUCCGGAGCCGGAAAGGCGACAAGUGGGUGUGCGAGCUCCGCGAUCCCCACACCGCGACACGUGUCUGGCUCGGCACCCACCCGACCCCUGAAAUGGCGGCCCGAGCACAUGACGUGGCGGCACUGGCCUUCCGCGGGAAAUCCGCUUGUCUGAACUUCGCCGACUCUGCCUGGCGCCUUCCCCGCCCGGCUUCCACCGUGGCCGAGGACGUCAGGAGAUCCGCCGCGGAGGCGGCCGAGAUGUUCCGCCCCUCGGUGGAGGAGGCGGCGAGGUUGCAGUCGGAGGUGGCGGAAGGCCCGUGUCCACCGUCGGCGAGCUAUGGAGUAGUGGCGGAAGGGAGUGACGAGUGGGGUUACCUGGAGAGCUGCGACGUCAUUACUGACCAUGAUUGGUCGUCGUGGAAUUAAUUAUUGGGUCGAUCGAUGUAUCAGUAUGUAUGUAUAGCUAGCGUAGCUGGUUUUGAGAUAUUUGUGGACCCAAGUUGUAAGAAAAUAUUACAGUGGUU
Messenger RNA from Linum trigynum, 693 nucleotides. The record is from the annotation of a GenBank genome assembly. Lineage: Eukaryota; Viridiplantae; Streptophyta; Magnoliopsida; Malpighiales; Linaceae.